Sabethes cyaneus is the source of this 1722-nucleotide messenger RNA. Its product is annotated as CTP synthase-like. The record is from RefSeq and is a predicted model, not a curated record. The coding region runs from base 1 to 1722 and encodes 573 amino acids. Gene Ontology annotation, biological process: CTP biosynthetic process; pyrimidine nucleobase biosynthetic process. Gene Ontology annotation, cellular component: cytoplasm; cytoophidium. Gene Ontology annotation, molecular function: identical protein binding; CTP synthase activity. The transcript is spliced from 6 exons. NCBI's taxonomy places the organism in Eukaryota, Metazoa, Arthropoda, Insecta, Diptera, Culicidae.
AUGAAGUACAUCAUAGUAACUGGUGGCGUCAUAAGUGGCAUCGGCAAGGGUGUCGUUGCCAGCUCCCUCGGAACGUUGCUCCAUUCGUGCGGAAUCGGAGUCACCUCCAUUAAGAUCGAUCCGUACUUGAACAUGGAUGCAGGAACAUUCUCUCCUUAUGAACACGGCGAGGUAUACGUUCUGGACGAUGGCGGAGAGGUGGAUCUUGAUUUAGGAAAUUACGAACGUUUUCUAGAUAUCACACUACAUCGUGAUAAUAACAUUACUACGGGUAAAAUUUAUAAAAAAGUGAUUGAUCGAGAACGAGUAGGAGAUUACUUGGGGAAAACAGUUCAGGUGGUUCCUCACAUUACGAACGAAAUUCAGGAAUGGCUGGAAAAGGUGGCCACAACACCAGUCAAAGGUAACAUUACACCAGAAGUGUGUAUCGUGGAACUUGGUGGAACGAUCGGUGACAUAGAGAGUAUGCCAUUUGUCGAAGCACUCCGCCAGUUCCAGUUUCGAGUGAAACGAGAGAAUUUCUGUCUUGCACACGUUUCGUUGGUUCCAUCACCUCCCGCUACCGGUGAACCAAAAACCAAACCAACGCAGGCUAGUGUCCGAGAACUUCGUGGACUGGGACUUAGUCCAGAUUUGAUUGUUUGUCGAUCGGAGCAUCCGAUUGGGAAUGAGAUUAAGGAAAAAAUUAGUAACUUUUGUCAUGUGGCUCCAGAGCAAGUAAUUGGUAUACACGACAUGUCUUCUAUUUAUCAUGUUCCAUUACUGAUGGAAGACGCGGGUGUGAUUGACAUGCUAAAUGACAGACUGAAACUGAAUCUGACUUCAACACGACCAGUUCAAUUCAUGCAGAAUUGGCGAGAUCUAACGGAACGCAUUGAUAAUGUGCACAAAAAGGUUACUAUUGCUGUAGUAGGAAAAUACACUAAACUGCAGGAUUCCUACGCAUCGCUGUCCAAAUCACUGUUACACGCAUCAUUAGCCUUAGGAUAUAAAGUUAUUAUCAAAUAUAUUGAAGCCUGUGAUUUGGAACGAGAGACCAAACAGACCCAGCCCCAGUCGUACUACGAAGCUUGGCAAGCUCUCACAGACAGCCAGGGCGUCAUUGUUCCAGGAGGAUUUGGUACGCGUGGUGUGGAAGGAAAAAUCCGUGCAUGCCAGUGGAGCCGGGAAAACAAAAAACCUUUCCUUGGCAUUUGUCUCGGUCUACAGGCUGCCGUUAUCGAGUUCGCUAGAAAUAUUCUGCAGAUAGAGAACGCAACUACAGCAGAAAUUGAGCCAAAAUGUGAGCAUCCGUUGGUCAUAGAAAUGCCCGAACAUCACCCAGGGCAACUGGGUGGCACAAUGCGUUUGGGAAAGAGAACAACUAUCUUCAAAAAAGACAAAAGCAUUAUGAGACAAUUAUACGGCAACGUAGAUCAAAUCCAGGAACGGCAUCGUCAUCGGUACGAAAUCAAUCCGAAGUACGUCGCUCAGUUGGAAGAGAAGGGCAUGCAAUUCGUCGGCCAUGAUUCAGAGAAAACCAGAAUGGAAAUCAUUGAAUUGAAAGACCAUCCAUAUUACGUCGCCACACAAUUCCACCCGGAGUACCUUUCACGGCCACUCAAGCCUUCCCCUCCCUUCCUGGGGCUGAUAUUGGCUUCGGUGGGCAAGCUAGAUUCCCACCUGCAGCAGGGAAAUAAGCUAGCGUCGCCAUCUGACGUUGCAAGUGAAAAUUCGGCUUAG